GGGGAUCUUUGUUAUUGUAAAAAUCAUUCCACUCUGAGAAGAACUUCUUUGCUUACUGUACUGUACUGUACUACUGUACUGAGUCCCAAGCAGUGCCAAGCAUUUCGUUAUUGUUAAAUUUUAUUGUACUCAUGUCUCCAAAAGGAAAUUUUUUCUAGAUAUGCUCAGUGCUUUUUAGAAUUUCGUUUUAGUAGAAUUUUUUAUAUUCAUUUAUAACGGACGAAUUGGCAAUUUUACAGUAACAAGAAAAGUUCUCUGUCAACAGAGCAACCGGAAGUUUUGCAAUAACAAAAAAGUUUUCCAAGCCCUCUCAAAAGAAGAAAAGACUUCUGCAUCAAUGAAGCCAUCAUAAAACUGAGAUACAAUAUUCGAUUGAUUCAUUCGCUUUUUUCUCUUCGAAAAAAUUAGUUCGAAAUUUUCUGUAAAGUAUGUGUAAAUUUCUUAUAGUGAGAGCUUGUGCGAAAUAAUAUACGUAAAUAAAUUUAAUGCUGAGAAAUUGACACACAAUAAUUAUAAAUCGUUAUAGAGCUAAGUGAAAUUUUAAUAUUUUAAUGUUAAAUUAAUAAGCGGUUAAAACAAAAGGCAGCCUUUACGUUUAGAUGCUAAUUAGAGAAAAAUUGUACACGAAAAGAAAAGACGAAAUAUUUUAGUAUAGUAUUUUUUUAAAUAAAUUGAAAACGUAGUUUUUAGACACAUUGCCAUAAGAACUACUCGCGUUGAUCGUUUAAUGCUAAAACUCGUUCAGUAUGACAGUUUUAAAAAGCUCCUCCGCCUUCCUGCUUUGCUUUCUAUUCGUGUUAACACAAGCGGCUUUGCUCCCACCUAACGCUCACCAAGCUCUUAUAAAACAUGAAUUGCCAGCGGAGUUAGGGCUUUAUAACAACAGCGACAAAGUUAAAAUAUUGACCGAUAACAAUUUCAACCAUGAAGUCUUACACCGUAAUUGCUCCAUAUUGGUGGAAUUUUAUAACAGCUAUUGUGGCCAUUGUAAAAGAUUUGCCCCCUUAUACAAAGACCUGGCAGUGAUCCUCUUUGGAUGGCGUGAUAUUCUUCCAGUUAGCGCCAUUGAUUGUGCGGCUGAGGAAAAUAAUGGCAUAUGUAGACAAUAUGAAAUUAUGGGUUAUCCUACUUUGCGUUAUUUUGGUCCUGGUUUUACACCCAGUCCGGGCAACUAUGGCAAAACCAUAAAUACUUUAGAAUUAAAAGAUGUUGUCAUUUCUUUAGCUCGCUUUAUCGUAGCUGAAAAUCGUACUGCUAAUAUGACCGAUUGGCCUGACUUUCAACCCCUACCAGAAAAUAUUCAGACAACAAAUGAACUUUUCGAAGGUUUAAAUAGUUUGUGUCAAUACGUUAUAUUAAUAUAUGAACCAGAAAACUCUACUUUGGGUGUUGAGGUAAUCUUGCACUUAAAUCGCUGGACAGAUAUAAAAGUGCGUCGUGUGGUAGAUCUGGAUUCGGCUGCUAAAUAUCGAAUUGAUGGAUUGCAAUUUAAAAUCGCCACUGUGAGCCGUUCCGGAAAUGUCGUACCGUACUCAACAUUAGAAAACUCCGCUGAGUCUUACGUCGAUACGAUCAAAGGUUUUCUAAAUAAACAACAUAUUACUGAAAAGCCUUACAUAGAGCCCAAUACAUCUUCAAUGUCUUCUAACUUGGGAAAUAGUGACAAUGAUUUAAAGAAUAUUCUUAACGAAGUAAAACGCAACAAACAUUUGGUUUACCAAGCCGAUUUGGAAAUGGCUAUAUAUUAUAUUUUGUACAAUGAGAUACCAAAAACUUCGAACAUCAAUGGGGAAAAACUUCUAGCUUUACAACGAUUUUUAAGUGUUCUGAACCGCUACAAUCCAUUGGGGUCGAAUGGGCAAAAAAUUAUUUCCAAAAUUUACGCAUUUGUCAUGCAAAACCAACGAGAGAUGUCGAGUCAAGAAUUUGAAAAAAAACUUAAAUACCUGACAGAAAUAAAUCACCCUAUAUUUUCUUCAAAUAGUUACGUGGGUUGCAUUGCUACCAAACCCAACAGUCGAGGUUAUACGUGCUCAUUAUGGCAGUUAUUCCAUUAUAUGACUGUACAAGCAGCCAAUUUGGAUAAAAGUCAAGACCCAUUAGAAAUUCUGCAAGCCAUGCAUGGAUAUAUAAAAUAUUACUUUGGGUGUACGGAAUGCUCAGAACACUUUCAGAAUAUGGCAGCGAAUCACAAAAUUUGGAACACAACCACCAAAGACGAAGCAAUUCUUUGGUUAUGGACUGCACAUAAUGAGGUUAAUCAACGCCUGGCUGGCGACGUGACGGAGGAUCCCAAUUUCCCUAAAGUACAGUUUCCAACCACCUCAUCAUGUCCCCUUUGUCAUCGUGAAAGCUAUACCAAAUCUACCGAAACCUACCCAGAUAAUAAAUGGAAUAAAAUGAAGGUUUUACAAUUUUUGAAAAAUAUAUACAAUCCGGAAUAUAUAAGUCGUUUCGGUGUAACCGAUGAAAGUUUACUUCAGCCGAUACUGGAGAAGCUUCGACGAAAACGUAUGAUUGGUAACGUAUUCUCUGAUGUAGAUAUGCGCAUGGGUAUGCUAUUGUAUGGUUUCUGCAUUGUUAUGUUAAUGGUGGCCUUUAAAUUAUUCGGCCUUAAAGGAGGUUAUCGUAAGAAAUCAUAUGGUCACGAUAUAUUGGGUAAAGUUUAAACACACUGCUACUAAAAAAUCGAAAGCUCUGCAAGUACUCAAUGUCGCAUAGCUCUUCUUUCAAUCAUUAUGGUUGACCAAAGGCAUUCCGUGUCAUUAACUAAAAUAACAAAUAAGUAUAUAAAUAAAAAUAUAAAUAUUUGCUCAAGAAUUUUAAUUUUGAAUGAUUAACAUAUAAAAUCAGAAUAAUCAGAAAUAUGCCUAAUUGAUAUGAACUUUGUUUAUGCCCAUCUAUUAAGAGAGCUGUAAUCAGAAAGUUUAUAUUUGACUGAGUUUUACAGACAAUCUUAAAAGGAAACGCAUCAAUGCAUCAUUCAACAAAUACUCGCAAAUGACCAAAACCUUAAAAAAACUUUGGUUAUAAAAUUUUUAAUACUUUCGUCAACAACUUUGGAUAUCUACCAAAUAUGCGUAUAAAAUUUCGCUUAAGGGUUCUAAAAAUUUAAUCUAUCUUUAUAUUUAUAAACUGUAUAUUUUUUUUGAUAUUUUCAAAAGUAAACAAAGUUUAUAUUUUUGUGUGCACUUGUAUGUACACGUCCGUUUUUAAAUAAUUUUCAAGAUUUUUACUUUUAAUAUUUUAAUUCCCGUUAAGACAAUUAAAAGAAGGCAUAAGGCUUCUUGUAUACAUUAUGUAAGAAAUUGUGUAUUAAAUAAAUGGAAAUUGUGUAUUAAAUAAGUGGAAAAACUAUUAACAAUCACAAAAACAACAGUAUAUUAUCAAUGUGUUUGUUUUGAACUUUCUAUCUAUCAUAACAAUUUCAAAUAUUUAUAGCACUUAAUAAAGCACUAUGUACUGUGUACUUGGUUGCUAUGUUUAGUUCUGUAAAUUACUUUAUUAAUACGAGUCUUUUCAACGAAAUAGGAUUGCUUAAAAUUAUUAAACGUUUGAGUUACAAAAUCGCUCUCACCAUGCUCAAGCAACAGGUGAACAGCAUUAACGCUCACGGUUUGAGGCUAGAUUUUUUAUACGUUGCUUUUCGAGAUUUUCUAUACUUUUCGGAGGAAGUGCAGGUUUUGAAUUUUUGUCAUCGCUUCCGCUUUGUUCAUUCGAAACGCUUAAGAAAUAAUUUGCCAUUUCUUUGAAAUAAUCGCCAUCACACGUACUAUUUUAUACACAUUUUGCAGUGUAAGCUUCUAGUUCGAUCCGGCUAUGUUCGCUCACAAUUUUUUCAUGUAUACUUUAGUCACAUUUGAAAUUCACUACCGAAUCCUGCCACCGCACAAUAAUGAUAAAAAGAAACCUUAUUCUAUUCAAAUAUUUCAUAUAAGUAAAUAUGGAUCCUAUUAGCUGCUUGCCGAAGGAGACAUUUAAGACAAUGCAAAAAAGAUUUCAAUACAAGUUGACCUUUGUAGACAUUUUUGAAGUCUCGUCCAUGCGAACAUACCCCCUGCGUGUGAUAAAUAUAAAAAAUGACUUUUCAAAUUGAUAAAUAGUAGUUUUGGUGAACAAUAAAAGCAUGUGUUAUGAAUGUUUUCUAUGUAUAAACAAUACUUAUUAGUUUUGUUUCGCAUUAAACGUUUGAAGAAAAAAAGUUCUAUUAUAGCAUUUAUGUACUUAGCAUGAAUGGGUAGCCUAGGCUUUUGUUCCCCAAAAGCAUGUUUUUCGCUUUUUUCACUGAGACACAAAAGAGGAUGACGGACAAAAAACUUUGUUUUAAGGGUAUUCAUUAAGUGGGGGAUAUGUCAACUCUGGAAGAACCGAAUUGUAGUUAUUGUUUUGGUAUAAAUUGUUUCGAAAACAAAAGUUGUGUGGACUUCUCUGAUGAGAUAACGAAUUGAUAACGACGAGCUCAUUUAAAGUGAGUAAAGGGAAACUUUCGAGGAAAACUCGAAUAAUUGUGUUUGACGCACAAUUCACAACCUAUAACGUAUCGUAUGUUGUUAGUUCAAAAGUUCAGAAAUGAAGUGUAUUUAUUUUUAAAGGCUUACAUACGCAGGUCUCAUCGAUUUAAAGCUCAGGAUAGUAUUCGUCUGCACUUUCGCCCUUUAUACCCACCUACAAAAUCGUAAACAUAAAGCUUCCGCUUUUAUAUUGAAAAUGGACGGCCUAAAUUUGUACAGGUUUGGCAGAGUUAUUUCUAGUGAAUGUAUGUGGUCGUUAUUUUUAUUCAUUUUCAUUAACGGCUUUCGUUUCAGAUAUUGUAACAUUAACAAACUUGAACUCAAUUUUCUUCUUCAAUUUUUUUCUGAUCUAAUUCUCGAAGCAAAUAUUCCACUUCCAAUGUAAAUGUAAAAAAGUUAUCAUUUAUUUUGUUUACUUUACCAAAAAAACACAUUUUUUUGUUAUAUAAAAAUGUAAAAAAAAUAUUCAUAAUUCGCAAAGUAGCGUCUUAUUCAUACAUUCUAUUCACAAAGCAUAUAAAAUGCAAAAAUUUUACUGUUAUACAUCUCCAUCGAUUAGCAUGUGUGCGUGUAUGCGUUAAGAAAAAAAAUCUGAAAA
Glossina fuscipes is the source of this 5109-nucleotide messenger RNA. RefSeq names its product sulfhydryl oxidase 1 (gene Qsox1). Gene Ontology annotation, biological process: protein folding. The record is from RefSeq and is a predicted model, not a curated record. The coding region runs from base 747 to 2669 and encodes 640 amino acids. NCBI's taxonomy places the organism in Eukaryota, Metazoa, Arthropoda, Insecta, Diptera, Glossinidae. Gene Ontology annotation, cellular component: Golgi membrane. The transcript has 2 exons. Gene Ontology annotation, molecular function: flavin-dependent sulfhydryl oxidase activity; protein disulfide isomerase activity.